Molecule: messenger RNA, 437 nt
Organism: Drosophila takahashii
Lineage: Eukaryota; Metazoa; Arthropoda; Insecta; Diptera; Drosophilidae
Source: RefSeq, a predicted model, not a curated record
GAAAAAUGCGAAAAAUGGAGUUUCAUAAUUGCGAUAUAAGCAUUCAUUAUACUUCUAAUUCCCCAGAAUCAAUUCGCAGUCCAUCUUCCCGUUCCCCUCGCUCCUCUAGUGCUCCGAAUUUACCCGAUUUACUUCGCCGUAUCCCAGGUUGCCCUCGAAUGGAAUUUCAUAAUUGCCGUAUAAGGUUUAAUGAUUAUUCUAAUACCCCAGAAUCAUACCGCCGCCCAGCCCCCGGUCCCUCUCGUCGCCGCUCUAACCGUCUUUCAGCUUCCGCUCCCUAUGAUGCCAAUUCACCUCGCCGUCUUCCAGCUCCCGUUCCGGUUGUUCCGGAUCCACCUCGCAAAGUCGAAGCUUCUGACCCUAAUCCUGGUGUCCCCGCUCACCGCCCCCCUGUCGACAAUGUCUCAAAGUCGAUUAAAAAAGAAGAAAUCUAGCCA